UUCUUGCCCACCUUAAAAGCAGGUGAAAACCUGAGAAGAUGUGCCUUUCCCUAAACUCUGAGUCUGAUUCUUGAGACUCUCUCUCUCUGUCAUUCUGACAAGAACACACUGACAAGAUGCCCAAAUCAGGAGGAUACAGCAGCCAGUCCUCCGGUAACACGCCCAAAAGCUACUCGAACGACGCCACUAACAAGGACCUUCUCAAGCCCAUGAACCCCCAGGUGGACCCCAAGGACCAGUCGGACAAGAGCCAGGAGAAGGACCAGCUGGUUGGACUCAACGACAAGUUUGUAGCGUUCAUUGACAAGGUGUGUUAUUUUAUUAUUAUAUUAUUAUUAUUAUUAAUAAUAAUAAUAAUUGUAUUGAUGGAUUGGAUUUAUUAUUUUACCUGCAAAAUCAAUAGAUUGAUGCAAUAGGUCUGUCUGAAGUCUGCUGGUAAUAGAGAAACAUCUGUAUGGCACUCCUACAUCAUUAUUUCAGCCACAUGCUAUUUGAUUUGAUGCUUAAUUAAUGCGUUUUCUUCCAAUUCAUUGUGUAAUAAUUCCAUUAGAUAGACCCAAAGCAAAUCUUGACAUAAAACAAUUUUAUAUUUCUAAUUGUCUACAGCCCUACCGUAUUAUACAUUCUACUUAACUGUCAUUAUACUUCAUUACCACCUUUACAGAAUUAGAGGCCUACCUUCACUAAAAUAAGAGCCUCUGUAAUCAUCCCAGCAGCGGAGUUUAUGUAGCCAAAACAUUCUACCCAGAGAGAGGUAUUCUAGAGCUCUCAUCACCAUCACUCACACCUGUAAAGAAAACCUGUCAGACAUAUUAUUUUCUCUCUUUCUCCGUCGCUCAUAUGGCGUUUUCAACUGCUGAGGUGCCACCUUGUGGCCAAUAACAGAAUACCAUUUCAAAAUUGAAAAGCGUUACAUUAUUUUUCAUUUCUUUCAAAUAUUGCAAACUUUCCAAAUCUAUUUUCUUAUAUAGAUUUUUGGACUUGGACUUUGUCAAUAUUGUAUAAUAUUUUUGUUAGGUUACAUUUGUGAGAGGGGUGGCCAAGUUGUUGUUAACAUACCCUAAGUUCCGUGUAGCUCAGUUGGUAGCGCAUGGCCAUGCGCCAGGGUUGUGGGUUUGAUUCCCACGGGGGACCAGUAUUAAAAUGUAUGUACACACUACUCUAAGUUGCCAUGGAGAAGAGCGUCUGCUAAAUGACUCAAAAUGUAUCCCUCAGUGACAUAAAUGGAUAGGAGUUGUUGCCUUCUAUAACUCAUUAUAGUUUACUGACUGGUUUCAGAUGCAACAACCUUGAUUUACUUUCUGAUCCAACUCUCUCUCUUUCUCUCUCUCUCUCUCUCUCUCUCGCUCUCCUUUAGGUGCAAAAUCUGGAGCAGCAGAACACGGUCCUGGACACGCAUCUGAAGAUCCUGAAGGAGCAGGAGGACUACAAGGGCAACGUGGACGCUGUGGUCCAACAGCUGGCCAACGAGCUGCAGCAGCAGAUCGAGAACCUGGCCCGGGACAAACAGAAACUGACGCAGGAGCUGGCACGCUGCCAGGACGAAGUGGACCAGACACGCAACAAGUCAGUGACUUCAUUUUUACAUUUUAGUCAUUUACUUCACAGAGCCUUUCGUAGUUAGGUAAUAAUCCUAAUAGAAGAAUCGAAUAGAACAGAAUAGAAUGGAAUAUAAUACAAAAUAAUACAAUGCAAUAGAAUAGAAUGGCAUUGAAUUUAGUUUUAUUUAAUUGGACAACAUGCACUCCAAAAGAUAGAUCUAAAUCUUUCAUGUAUUUACCAUUACAGAAACCCCUAACAAACCACCCAACACUUGAUUCCUGUGAAGCAAGCCUAUGGAGUAAACUAGGACCGAGACAACAGUAAAGUGUAUAAUAUAAAUCAUAGUUUAGAUAUUGCACAGGUCACCAGGACUCCAGGAAAUGCCAUUGUACACAACAGGAACCUCAUCAGUCUAUAGUGACAAAGAGCAUUUUCUCACGCUAGGCUACGGAGCAUUUUUCCACCUGGGUCACCAGUUCUCAAGAGUCAGAGGUGCUAAUUCUUCAUCCUUACAUAAGCCUCUGUCCACUGGGUUGAGUUAGGUACGUACAGGGGAGCUCUGGUGUGCCCUGCACUAUGUCUGUUGGGAGAGGUACAUGUACUGUAGUCAGUGUACACUCCCCAGCCACUCUACUCCACUCUACCCGCUAACCAGGGACCUCUGUGCUGCACAGUACCCAGAGACAGGGCUCUGAGAGAGGAGAGAAUGUGGAACCCUUAGGGACCUGGGCUCUUACCCAGUCUGGAUCCAACUCAACACAGGCACGAUAUGCUAGGGUGUCUGUCUGACAUGAAGUGUGUGGGGGGGGGGGGACAAAGCAGCAGAUGGUCUGACUGUAGGAUGAUGAGUUGACAUGUCAGUGAAAUGUUUUUUGUAGGAAAGAGGGGAAGAGGGGACUUGGAGAUGUGUGUGGUGUGUCGUGCGGCCGCGGGUGUGUGUGUUUACCUGAGCUCCCAUACCUUGGUGGCAGGUAGCCUAGAGGUUAAGAGCAGUGGGCCUGUAACCAAAGGGUUGCUAGUUUGAAUCCCCAAGCUGACUAGGUGAAACAUCUAUCUGUGCCCUUGAGCAAGGCACUUCACGCUAAUUAUUCCUAUAAGUCACUCUGGAUAAGAGCAUCUGCUAAAUGACUAAAAUAUCAAAACAACAAUUAUCCGCUCUGUGGUCCUCCAGGUACCAGGAUGAAGUCCAGGUGAAGGUGGAUCUGGAGAAUGACUUUGUGAUCAACAAGAAGGAAAUGGAUGAGGGCCACCUGGCAGCAGUGAAACUGGCUCUGGAACUGGAGGACCUGAUGGGAGAACUGGACUUCCUGAGGCGGGGCUAUGACGAGGUAGGCUGACUGACACGCCAAUCAGAGGCUAGGUGGAACCAGAACCAUAUAUAGCUAACAUGGCGUCCAGUGUUAAAGUUUGCCAAACUCUUUAUACUACAUGGAGCUAUUGUAACUUACAAUCUCAAAUCUGCCAACUAGGGCAGAGGGAAGGAGGCAGUUGUCUGGAAUGAGACGCAGCCCAGAUCUCCUUCUCUAAUGUAGUGUUGUUGUCCUGGCUGUGGUGAGACAGGAGCUGAAGGAGCUGGAGUCUCAGAUCCAGAAUGAGACAUUGGUUGUGAAGGAGAGCAACAAGAGAGCUCUAGACAUGGACGAGAUCAUCGACAGUGUCAAGAAACAGUACGCUGACAUGGCCUCCCAUGCCAGAGAGGAGGCAGAGCUGUGGAACCAGAAAAAGGUGAUAAUAUUUUAGGUAAUUUAGCAGACACUCUUAUCCAGAGCAAUAAGGGUUAAAUGCCUUGCUCAAGGGCACGUUGACAUAUUUUUCACCUAGUCGGCUCAGGGAUUAGAACCAACGACUUUUCAUUUACUGGCCCAUCGUUCUUAACCACUAGGCUACCUGCCAUCCAGCGGCAGCGUUGGUAUCUAUUAUCCUUCAAGAAUAACUUUUGUUUCACAACUUCACCACAGUUACACACCAGAGCCACACACACACCUACAUUAUGUAUCACAGUAAAUGAUGAUGAUGAUGCAACAAGGGUGAUGGCUAUCCUAAAUAUAUUCCCUGAUUCCCCCUCUAUCCCUUCUCCCCCUCUCUCUUUCUCCCUCCCUCUCCUCCCCAUCUCCUCCUAUCAGAUGGAUGACAUAGUGCUGACAGCAGGGCAGUAUGAUCACGAUGUACGUGAUGUGAAGAAGGAGAUUGCUGACAUGCUCCGUCUCAUCCAGAGACUGAAGGCAGAGCUGGAGGCCCUCAAGAGACAGGUGAGACGCUCUCUCUCACACACACAAUCAGGCACACACACACAAUCAGUCCAUAUCCUUCUCCACUUCCAUUAUCCCUCUAACCUCCCCCUCCCCCUCCCUCUCCCCCUUCCCUCUCCCCUCCCCCUUCCCCCUUCCCCUCCCCCCCUUCCCCCUCCCUCCCUCCCUCCCUCCCCUCCCUCUCCCCUUCCCCUCCCCCUCCCCCCUCCCCCCCUCCCUCUCCCCCUCCCCUCCCCCUCCCCCCUCCCCCUCCCUCUCCCCCCUCCCUCUCCCCCUCCCCCCCCCCUCUCCCCCUCUCCCUCUUCCCCCCUCCCCCCCCCUCUCCCCCUCCCCUCUCCCCCCCUCCCCCCCCUCUCCCCCCUCUCCCCCUCCCCCCUCUUCCCCUGUUCAGAAAAUGGUUCUUGAGAAGGACAUUGAGGAUGCAGAGGUGGAUGGGCAGAAUGCGUUGGAGCAGGCCAGGGAUAAUAUUGUUGAGCUGGAGGACGCUCUCCGCAGGGCCAAGCAGGACAUGGCCCGUCAGGUCAGGGAGUACCAGGAACUGAUGAACCUCAAACUGGCCCUGGACAUCGAGAUCGCCACCUACAGGAAACUACUGGAGGGAGAGGAGAUGAGGUGAGUGGCACAGUGGAGCGGGGAGGCCGGGGAGAGAAGUGUGUGUGGUGGCGGGGGAUGUAGGGGGGUUAUGUGUGUAUGGGUGGGGUCAGGGGUGUGUUUGUGUGUGUGUGUCUGUGUGUGUGUGUGUGUGUGUGUGUGUGAGAGAGAGAGAGAUUGAAAUCGAAAAAUACUGUAGUAUCCUGCCUAUACUUAGCCUGUAUUCUCUCUUGUCAUUUCAGAAUGAAUAACCAUAUACGUCAGCAAGGUAAGAGCUCUUCUUAUUCCCCCCCCCCAGUGAUUCACUCUCUUCUUCAUUAGUUUAUUCAACCUUAGAACCUCUAGGUAGCAUCUACAUGAUUCUUUCCCCUUCCGAGUAGUUCUUUCCCAUCCUCAGUAAAUGUGUAGGAGGGUGAGUAAGAAGGGAAAGAUCUGAUAGGAAGGAACUGUGAUCUGUGUUUUGUCAUGAUCUGUGUGUGUCCUACUAAAAUCCAAUCAUAUCUCUUUUGCUCAGAUUACUAAACAAACCAACCAAUACCAGUCCUUGCUUGCACGCAGACAUUGAUUUUCCGUCGAAGCCCCUCCUGACUCUGAAGCCCCUCCCAUUAGAUACCGUUGCCCCCCCAACCAUCCCCAGGAAGCGUGUGCUGAUCAGAAUUGAGGUGGAGGAGGGCAAGGUCGUGUCCAAGAGCUCGCACUACUCAGACGAUUAA
This is a messenger RNA of Coregonus sp. 'balchen', 5095 nucleotides long. The record is from the annotation of a GenBank genome assembly. Lineage: Eukaryota; Metazoa; Chordata; Actinopteri; Salmoniformes; Salmonidae.